Molecule: messenger RNA, 753 nt
Organism: Morchella importuna
Lineage: Eukaryota; Fungi; Ascomycota; Pezizomycetes; Pezizales; Morchellaceae
Exons: 2
Coding region: 1-753 (250 amino acids)
Source: RefSeq, a predicted model, not a curated record
AUGAAAAUCUAUUACGGGAGGUUCAGACAACAGCUUUGGACCCUUCUCCACUUUCCAUUCCAUCUAGCCAUCGUACUCUCUGUUGAGGGUCUACGACAGCUCGCCACUCUGAGAAAUUACGAGCUCAUGGCCGACGAUAUGAUGGGGAAGUUUACUGGACCUACGAGGCCAAAUAAUCGAUCCCACAUGAUAGACCAGUUCAACGAUGCGUUUGCCCUUUUCUACAACGAUGAUUACGCCAAGACGGUUCUCAAGGAGUGGCCAAUUGUUACGAAUUGGACGAAUGAGCUGGAAACCUUUAUGUACAAUUCCGUUCUACAAGAUGGGGAUCGUGAGUUCAUGGAAGCAUACAACGACCUGUAUAAUGCACUAGUUGCAAAGCUCGCUUACUAUCUCAGUGAGUUUUACGGAUUCAAGUUCCCGUAUCGGAAGCCCGAGGACUCUGGCGACAGGUUCAGCGGAUUCAGGCAGCUUUUCGACCUGGUCUUUAAAUACUUCUUCCUUUCCCUAGGAGUUGUCUUUAUCAUGUACGGCGUAUUUGCAAUUCUUGUGCGACGUCGUUUGGAUGUCUACGACUGGAUAUGCGUGGGUCUUCGAUUUACCCCGGCGGUAGUCUUCUUCGCCAUGUCCGAGGUAUCUUCAACAAGCGCCCUCUACUCCUCAGGAGGCGGAUCAUGGCCUAUUCCACAAUCCUCCUUUCAGACAAAGCGACUCAAUGGUUUGGCGCCUGGCGCUCAGGAAGAUGAAAAAUGA